AGGAUUUCUGAGUGCAAUGCGCAUAGGGCUCUUCAUUUUUCGGAGACAAACAUCGAAUACACAGGAUUGUGAUGCACUGAAUUCACUUGUAAUGCACAGACUGCACCUUCUCACACAUGGAAAUGCCAGGUAGAGUAGGAAAUAGGACUCACUUCGCGGAGGUGGAGAAAUCUGGAGCAGAUGUUCACAAAAUUGACAGCAGAGGAGUCUCUAACGUCACAGGCGCUGAUAUCGACCCACAUUGGGCAGAGCUGUUCAGGUAUCUGAUUGCGUACAAGAAACAUUACCUCAAUGAUUGUGCUUCAGCUGCUGCAUCGGCUGAGAAGAAAUGCUUGGACUUGUUGUUGCGCGAUGCGAUUGCUUCUCAGGCCUCGCAGUUUCAGUGCGGAAAGAUUCCAGUAGAUCAAUGGGAGCAGGGAGUGUUGAUUGCGUGCUGGAUGGGAAUCAGAGAAUUUGUGAAAUUUCUCAUGAUGUUGUCGAAGGAGAGGGUUUGGGAAACUCGAGACUUGGAGACAGGAUACACAGCUCUGCACGUCGCGGUUUUUAGAAAUUUCCCGAAGAUAGUGAAAGAAUUACUUCCCAAAGGCCUCGAGGACGUGAGCCACGAGUUUGUGUUUGCGAAGACGAGAAAGAACGGAUGGACCGCACUCCAUCUGGCAGCAGCUCAAGGUGGAUGGAAGCAAGUCGAGACGCUCAUCGGGGCCUGCAAAAAGGCCAUUCUUCCCGACACGAGCUGGGGCGGCAGUCAGAAGGUGCCGGUAUUCAGAAUUCUGUACGACAAUUUCCUGAAGACUCCCUUGCAUUAUGCAGUUCUGAGUUUCGAGAAGGACGUGCUGCCGCAAAUGUCAGACUGCACCAAAGCUAAACCCAAGAUCAACUACGCCAAAGUCGUCGAGCAGCUCCUGAGCUGGAAGGUGGUGGAUGCGAACGCGGUGGAUGAUUUUCUUCUCACUCCGACCCACCUCACGUGCAUCAGAGGCAAGGAGGAUGUGGCCAAGCUGCUCACCUUGGACUUCAAAGAGUGCACGAAGCCCGGAAAAACAUACUUCAAUCCCGAUGCCGCAGUUUUGUUCACCCAGGAUUGGUUCUCACGGACGCCUCUGCACUGGGCUCUGGAUGGGCAGAGGGUCGACACUCUGCCGCUCGUGUUCCAUCCCAUAGCCAUGAGGACUUCGGACUACGCCGACCGAUCUCCUCUGCAGAUCGCCCUGGAGAGCGCAGACACCUCGUGCGUGCAAUUCCUCUUCGGAGAUCUGGACGCCAAGACUUCGACCCAGGAGGUGGAGAACGCUCUGCACCGGGAUCGACAGGAGUACGUCGACGCCUCGAACACGAUCCUCGUGGGAGCCACUCUCAUAGCCUCGGUCACGUUCGGAGGAUGGCUGCAGCCUCCGAUGGGAUGGACGACGGGCGACUCGACCGAUUCGUUCGCGAACCACGCGGCGGUGGACGAGGAUACGGGAGUGUACACAUUCGGGAUCUUCAAUACUCUGGCGUUCUUCUUCGCCAUCUCGAGCAUGCUCGUGGCGGCGGGAGCAGCGCUGCCGAUCCGAGACGUGGCGGACAUCGGGAGCGCCGUGAGGCGGUCGCGGCGAUGGCUCAUUCCGACAUGGGCUCUGUUCAUCACCUCGGUCGUGUUCGUGCUCAUGGCCUUCUCGGCUGCGGGGAUGGCGGCGCUGCCUCCUCUGUCCGAGAAGUAUUCCUACCUCUUCGCCACGGGAUUGCUGGGCCUGCUCAUCUGCCUCAUCGUGGCGGGCAAGAUGAUGAGCAAUUCGCUCCACCAGUACGCCUGGUGGGUGCUCAUGCAGAUGAAGUUCUGGUCCAUUGUGUCCUACGUCCACGGCUCCGAGAAGAAGCCGAAGCAUCUCCAGAAAUUGCACGCAAGGUGGGCCAGGAAAUUCGUCCCAGAGCGCCAGAGAGUGAUCCCGAGGACCUUUCUUCUGAUGUACAUCUUGACCCUGUUCGAGGACACUCUCCUCACCAACGCCACCCUCCAGGGCAUUUCCUCCCUGCACACAGUUUUCAGAAGCUACGCCAGAGAGAUCAUCCGCAAAUACUCCGAAACUGCAGAUAUGGAACAGGCAGGUCGGCUGGGUGUAAUCAGUAGAAAUGUCUUUGGGAAAAGCGAUAGUCAAAGUUCUGAUUGUCUGAAUCUUAUUCUCACCAACUACAUGGAGGCUAAGCAGGCGAUGAUUCUGCACUCCAUAGUCGACGUGGGAGCUGAGAUCAUGGGAAAGAAGUACCUCAGGAGUGUGUGGAAAGGAGCAGGAACUGUCGAGCAGGCUGUGAAGAAGAUGUGCGAUUGUGAACGCGAUGAGCUCAUUCUAGAUUUUCAGGGGAAGAAACGGGUCGCCUACUCAUCGGGGCCACUGAAUUCGUUACUGUCUAUUUCCGACUCGAGCUUGGAGGACAUGCUGAAGGCAGACGACCCAGUUGAUAGGCUCAGAGGAAUAUUGAAGGAGAAGGAGAAAGAGAGUUCGUUUAAGGUUCUAGACGAAGUGGACAAAAGGUUGUCACUUUCUAAAACGAUGAGAGCUCGUUGAGCCCAAUUUCAGUCCAUGAAUUCAGGAAUAGCACCGACUGAGUUUCGAGUUUCUCUUGAACCAUAUCCUUCCAUUGUGUACGCAUAUGCUCAUAACAACACUCCACACAUUCACACUGACAUCACUGUGUUCUAUAAACACUAGCACUUUGUGAUGAGUUCAGUUCCUCAAAGACGAAGUCUCGAGCUGUCGGUGCUGUAUACAAAGUGAACGGUGCAAGAAUGUUACAGCGAGAGAAACCCAAGCGUGAAAAAUGGCUUCUCAACGGAAUUCCCUUUCCUCCAAAUCCAUUACAUCUACGAGGAAGUUACCGAGGGGAUUAGUUCAGGUUGGGAGAUCGACUUGCAUCUAAAGCGAGACAUGACAAAGCUUGCCUGAACGAGCUGUCCAGUUUGUUCACUGCAUGUAUGGAAGAUUUCUUGUGAACAUAAUCAAACCCUUCCCAUGGC
This is a messenger RNA of Marchantia polymorpha subsp. ruderalis, 2992 nucleotides long. Lineage: Eukaryota; Viridiplantae; Streptophyta; Marchantiopsida; Marchantiales; Marchantiaceae. The record is from the annotation of a GenBank genome assembly.